Messenger RNA from Lecanosticta acicola, 1067 nucleotides. NCBI's taxonomy places the organism in Eukaryota, Fungi, Ascomycota, Dothideomycetes, Mycosphaerellales, Mycosphaerellaceae. The record is from the annotation of a GenBank genome assembly.
AUGGCACAGAAUAACCCCGGAGCAGGCCACCAAAACAAGCCGGUCGAGGUAUCAUGGUGAGAAGAACCAACCGCAUGCCCAUCACGUUCAAAGCUCUUGCUAAUCUUCAACGUCACAGGUUGAAGCGAGACGUCCUCCUCUUCGCUGCGAGCAUCGGAGCCACGGCGGAUGAAUUGCACUACCUCUACGCAAGCAAUCACCUCGAAUUCUGGAGAUGCCAUUAGGUCUAACACCUUCCGCAGGAGCUCCACCCCAACUUCGCCGUCUUCCCAACCUACCCGGUGAUCCUCCCAUUCAAGAAAGCCUCACAAGAAGUCGUCGACUUCUACGCCGCCCAAGAUGCCGCACGUCCUCAGAUCCCCGGCGCGCCCAAGCUGGACAACAAGAACGUGCUCGACGGCGAGCGAAAGAUGGAAUUCUUCAAACCCCUCCCUACCACUUCCGUGGGCCGCAAAUUCGAGACCCGGGAGAAAAUAGUCGGACUCUACGACAAGGGCAAGCCGGGAAGUGUGUUGGAGACACAGGUGGACCUGGUAGACGCGCAGUCGGGCGAAGUCUACGUGAGGAUAACGGGCAGUGCCUUCUUCAUUGGCCAGGGCAACUGGGGAGGACCGAAGGGACCCAAGACGGAGUCGUUCCCGCCUCCCGAGGGCAAGAGACCGGACAUGACAUACGAGAACCCGACGACAGCAGAGACGACGGCGCUGUAUCGUCUCAAUGGGGAUUACAACCCGCUCCACAUCGACCCGCAGCCGGGCAAAGCUAUGGGGUUCGGAGGCGUGAUUAUCCACGGCUUGUAUUCGUGGAAUAACACGGCUCAUGCGCUGGUGAAGCUGCUGGGGGGAGGCGAUCCCGCGAGUAUCAAGGAGUAUGCGGCGCGGUUCGCGAGCCCGGUGAAGCCUGGGGAUACGCUUGUCACGGAGAUGUGGAGGAUGGGGAAGAAAGAUGGAGAGGGCUGGGAGGAGGUGAGAUUCCAGGUGAAAAUUAAGGGAGGAAAGGUGUGUUUGAGCAAUGGCCGGGCGAAGAUGAAGGUCCAGCUUGGGGUCAAGAGUGGGAGUAAGUUGUAG